AUGCCUCCCCAGGAGCUCCUGGAUUACGCGCCCGCCCUGCGGAGACACAGCCCGCCCCGCGGCAGCGGCCCGGAGCUGGGAAUCAAGUGCGUGCUGGUGGGCGAUGGCGCCGUGGGCAAGACCAGCCUGGUGGUCAGCUACACCACCAACGGGUACCCCGACGAGUACCAGCCCACCGCCCUCGACACCUUCUCCGUGCAGGUCCUCGUGGAUGGAGCCCCAGUCCGAAUUCAGCUGUGGGACACUGCUGGACAGGAGGACUUUGACUGUUUGCGCUCUCUUUGUUACCCUGACACCGACGUCUUCCUUGUCUGCUUCAGUGUGGUGAACCCAAGCUCCUUCCAAAACAUUACAGAGAAAUGGAUCCCUGAGAUACGAACUCACAACCCGCGGGCGCCGGUGCUGCUGGUGGGGACGCAGGCAGACCUGCGGGACGAUGUCAAUGUCCUCAUCAGCCUGGAUCGCUACCACGUGAAGCCUGUGCCCCGGCCUCAGGCAGAAGGUCUAGCUGACAAAAUCCGGGCUGAAGCCUACCUGGAAUGCUCAGCACUGACCCAGAAGAACCUUAAAGAAGUUUUUGACAUGGCCAUUGUCAGCGGUGUUGAGCACAAGGCACGUCAGGAAAAGAAGAUGACUGCCAAAGGAAUCAAGACUCUCUCCAAGUGCCGCUGGAAGAAGUUCUUUUGCUUUGUCUGAAGCUGCUUUGAGGGAGGGGAAAAGAAAUACCCAAUGGCAGUAUUGGCUCUGCACCUUCUCGGAGUGACUGCUCCUAUGGCCCCAGCAAGGAGGGUAUGAUAAGCUGCUGGGCUUGGAAACCUGUCUCUUGCUGGGUACAGUAUCAGAUGCCUAGGAGACAUGAACUAGAUUUCCAUUGUGCUGAGAUGUGGAAUGGUCCAGGCAGCUGUAAUACCUGCUGGACAUGUCUGUAGUGUCCCAGACUAAUAGGAGCCUUUAAUACAUCAAGACUCAGUACCCCAGAACAGGCAGGUUCCUUACACUGUCCAAAAUGACCAGUUUUCUGGUUGAAGCAUACACACUUUGAGUUCUGAUGCAGCAUAAUAAGCAUAAGGGACUUCUGAAAUCAGCCUGUGUUUUGGCUGAUUUAUAGGCGUGGCAGAGAGUAGGGCAGGGGCAGUUACAUGAAACUGCAAUGUGGUCAGGCAUGGGGUGCAGAGUUUGUGACAUGAGACUUGGGUUCCCCCUCUGAUUCCAUUUGCCUAAAUAGGUAGAAUUCACCUGGCUGUGAAAAAGCAGCACUCUUUUCUCUGUACUAGGAAUACUCUUGAGAAGGUACUUCCUAAAUAAAGGAAGAAGAGAAAAUGAACUGGGGGCUACAGUAAUACUUUGAGCAAAACCUUCUCCGAGAGGACUCUCUGGUCCACUGGUGCCAGUGUUAUAACCCUAUCCUAAGAGGUAGCUGUGGACUUGGGGACCAGCUUUGAAAGGCCUUUUGUGUGUGUGGGGUUUCAAAAGAAAGAAGAGGUAAGGAAGAGUGAGGAGUGGCUCUGUCUAGCAGAGAAAAAACUGUGUCAGCAGAAAGGGUUUGUAUCACUACCAAGGAGUCAAAUGUAGAUGGAGAGAGAAGGAAUAAAAGGAAGCAAAUAGAAAGGAGAAAGAUGGAAUGAAGAAAGGUA
Messenger RNA from Sturnus vulgaris (Common starling), 1634 nucleotides. RefSeq names its product ras homolog family member V (gene RHOV). Gene Ontology annotation, molecular function: GTPase activity; GTP binding. The record is from RefSeq and is a predicted model, not a curated record. Lineage: Eukaryota; Metazoa; Chordata; Aves; Passeriformes; Sturnidae. Gene Ontology annotation, biological process: small GTPase-mediated signal transduction.